CAGAAUAUGAUGACGUACAACACUGAAGUGACCGAGAUGGCAAACAAGCUGGAUUACAUCGAGAACCAGUCCAGGAGGAACAAUCUGAUCUUCGACGGGAUUAAAGACGACAGAAAAGAGACAUGGGAACAGUCCGAAACUAAGGUGAAAGAGGUACUGAGAAACAAGCUUCGCUUAAACACGGAUAACAUCGAAAUCGAGCGAGCUCAUCGCAACGGCAAGCCUGGGGACCGACCACGCCCUAUUGUGGUCAAGCUGCUUCGAUACAAGGACAAACAGAACAUUCUAAGGCAAGCGAAGAUGCUCAAAGGAACACAGAUCUUCAUAAACGAGGAUUUUUCGGACAAAAUCAGACAGAAGAGAAAAGAUCUGCAACCGGCACUACGGGCGGCCAGGGAACGAGGACAGGUGGCCUAUAUACGGUUUGACAAACUGGUCAUCUCCGACCGCAGGACUGAUAACUAAAACUGCACGGUAUUUACCAUAUAGA
Molecule: messenger RNA, 490 nt
Organism: Branchiostoma belcheri (Belcher's lancelet)
Lineage: Eukaryota; Metazoa; Chordata; Leptocardii; Amphioxiformes; Branchiostomatidae
Exons: 1
Coding region: 7-465 (152 amino acids)
Biological process (GO): retrotransposition
Cellular component (GO): ribonucleoprotein complex
Molecular function (GO): single-stranded RNA binding
Source: RefSeq, a predicted model, not a curated record